Pongo pygmaeus (Bornean orangutan) is the source of this 4140-nucleotide messenger RNA. It is a transcript of the gene SLBP, whose product is annotated as stem-loop histone mRNA binding protein. The transcript is spliced from 8 exons. The coding region runs from base 2531 to 3343 and encodes 270 amino acids. NCBI's taxonomy places the organism in Eukaryota, Metazoa, Chordata, Mammalia, Primates, Hominidae. Gene Ontology annotation, molecular function: mRNA binding; histone pre-mRNA stem-loop binding. Gene Ontology annotation, biological process: mRNA 3'-end processing by stem-loop binding and cleavage; mRNA transport. The record is from RefSeq and is a predicted model, not a curated record. Gene Ontology annotation, cellular component: histone pre-mRNA 3'end processing complex; cytoplasm.
GGAGACUCAACAUUUAAAUGUAUUAUAAUGAGGUUCUACAGAGGCCAGAAGUGGUCCAUCACUGUGGUCUCUUAUCUGGACCAAGUUACUGAAAUCAGUCUCUUGUCCAAUGAAACCUGUAGUUAUGGCUGGUAGAAUAGGGGCUGGGGGAUCAGUCAGCAUCUGGUGGAACUGCAAAUUGGUUAUUAUUAUUUUGAGACGGGGUCUUACUCUGUCGCCCAGGCUGGAGUGCAGUGGCGCCAUCUGGGUUCACUGCAGCCUUGACCUCCCAGGUUCAAGGAAUCCUCCCACUUCAGCCUCCGAGUAGCUGGGAUCACAGGCACACACCACCACGGCCGGCUAAUUUUUUUGAUUUUUAGUAAAGAUGAAGUCUUGCUAUGUUGCCCAGGCUGGUCUCGAAUUCCUGAGCUCAAGCGAUCCUCCCACCUCAGCCUCCUAAAAUGCUGGGAUUACAGGUGUGAGCCACAGUGCCUAGCCUUUUUGUUUAAAGAUAGGGUCUCACUGUUACCCAGGCUGGUCUUAAACUCUAGACCUGAAGCAAUCCUCUGGCUUCAGCCUCCCAAAGUGUUGGGAUCACAGGCGUGAGCCAUCAUUUCAGCCACUGCACUGUUCCAAUAUUGCUUAGCUCAAGGCCAGUGCUUAUUGAGCUACUAAGAGGAAAAGAAAAGCAGUGUGGCAGUAAGAAUAUAGUUUAAAUGUAGGGUGUGUGACUUAACCCUUGCCUGGCAUGACCUUAGGUCCUAUUCAUAAUUUGGUAUCUUAUUGCCACUGGUGUCCCCUUGACCGCAAGGGGGUCCAUUCAGUUGUUGGGGGCUUAGGAUUUUAUUUUAAUUUUUUUUGAGACCGAGUUCCGCUCUUGUUGCCCAGGUUGGAGUGCAGUGGUGCAAUCUUAGCCCACUGCCUCCCCGGUUCAAACGAUUCUCCUGCCUCAGCCUCCCGAGUAGCUGGGAUUACAAGCAUGCAUCACCACGCCAGGCUAAUUUUGUAUUUUUAGUAGAGACAGGGUUUCUCCAUGUUGGUCAGGCUAGUCUCGAACUCCCGACCUCGGAUGAUCCUCCUGCCUCGGCCUCCCAAAGUUUUGGGAUUACAGGCGUGAGCCACCGCGCCCUGCCAGGAUUUUAUUUUUAGUUUACAGUGUUGAGGGUUAUGGGAUGCCCAGGGCCUGGGGAGGAAGGGGACGGGAUGUGUCCGUCCUAGUCUGAGGAUGACCUUUUCGAGUUCAAAAGGGGGCGGUGGACGCACCAAGGCACAGUCCUGAGGGCAGGAGGUGCAAAAGUUGGGCCCUCCCAGAGGUGUAAGGCCUUAGGGGAUCCCAAGCAUCCCUGGGGCUCAGCCUCUUGGACCUGACCCCACUGCCCACUCUUUUGGCUGGUUCCACUCUCCCCUGCAUCCCUCACGUUGUCCCCAACAGGAAGCUGUGGGAACCUGUUCCCAGGUGUAGUGCACCCUUUGGGGUUCUAUUUGGCUGGAUCCGCGGGGUCGUCAGCUGCAACUGUGACGGCGGGGAAGCGGGACGGGAUGGUGCGGAUCUACAGGACCUCGCCUCCAGGUGGGACCUCCCUGCUGAGCCAGGGAUUCUUUAGGAUACUUCAAGCCCAGUCAACUCCAGGCAGAGGGUGGGAGGGUCAUGCACCGGCGACACAGUGGAGGACGUCACGGACGGGCAGGAAGGCAGCGGCAACCGAAACUAGUGGCUCAGUCGGUGGCCGGUGUGCGGCCAACGGCCAGGGCAGUGGGACCGGACUCAGUGUAGUUGUCAACUAUUGCUACCUAAAAGGUUACUCCAAAACUUUAAGCGGCUCAAAACAAUAGACGGCGCGUACGGAGCCUGCAGCGGCCACGGGACCGUGGGAAGCAGUCAGUACCCGCCACAGGCCGCGCUUUCCGGGUUCCGGGUUCCCGCCAGGGAGGAGACACGCCCCCACCUGGGCAGGGACCAAGCAGAGCCGCGCUCCACCCAGGCCGGGACCAAUGGGACAUGCGCCACGACCCAGGCUGAGAAACGUGCCGCUUGCCCUUCCUCCCCGACCUGCGUCGCGUCGCGCGCGGCCGAAUCUCCCGCCAAAGCUGCCCCCGCCCGCCAAGGCGCGACCUAUCAGCGUCGCAGGGGCCCGCGGCGGCCCGGCCGCCUCAAUCCCGUGGGUGGGGGGCAACCUUUUCCUCAGGCCUCUCCUCAGCCCACGGCGGCCAUCCGGCUCCCGAGCCGAGGGCCAGGCAGUCGGGCUUCGCGGCUGCCCGCGGUCCUGAGGCCUCGCCCUAGCCCCAGUUGGCUCGCGAGGCGCGCGCAGCUGAGUGGACCCCUGCGGCGUGGCCCGAUGGUCUCGCCCGACCCGGCGCGCGCGGGAGGCCGAGGGGCGGGGCCCGGCGCCCACAUAAAGGCGGUUGGGGGCGGGGCGCGCAGAGCUUGUGAGCGUCGGCGCGGGGACGCAGGUCUCUUCGUCAGGCCUUGCCCUGUUCUACUCUGCGCUUCCUGCCCGCGCCGCCGCCGCCUCAGCCCCGGCCCUGCGCUGCGCGCCUGGCCCGUGCUGUCAUGGCCUGCCGCCCGCGAAGCCCGCCGAGGCAUCAGAGCCGCUGCGACGGUGACGCCAGCCCGCAGUCCCCCGCGCGAUGGAGCCUGGGACGGAAGCGCAGAGCCGACGGCAGGCGCUGGAGGCCCGAAGACGCCGAGGAGGCAGAGCACCGCGGCGCCGAGCGCAGACCCGAGAGCUUUACCACUCCUGAAGGCCCUAAACCCCGUUCCAGAUGCUCUGACUGGGCAAGUGCAGUUGAAGAAGAUGAAAUGAGGACCAGAGUUAACAAAGAAAUGGCAAGAUAUAAAAGGAAACUCCUCAUCAAUGACUUUGGAAGAGAGAGAAAAUCAUCAUCAGGAAGUUCUGAUUCAAAGGAGUCUAUGUCUACUGUGCCGGCUGACUUUGAGACAGAUGAAAGUGUCCUAAUGAGGAGACAGAAGCAGAUCAACUAUGGGAAGAACACAAUUGCCUACGAUCGUUAUAUUAAAGAAGUCCCAAGACACCUUCGACAACCUGGCAUUCAUCCCAAGACCCCUAAUAAAUUUAAGAAGUAUAGUCGACGUUCAUGGGACCAGCAAAUCAAACUCUGGAAGGUGGCUCUGCAUUUUUGGGAUCCUCCAGCUGAAGAAGGAUGUGAUUUGCAAGAAAUACAACCUGUAGACCUUGAAUCUGCAGAAAGCAGCUCCGAGCCCCAGACCAGCUCUCAGGAUGACUUUGAUGUGUACUCUGGCACACCCACCAAGGUUAGACACAUGGACAGUCAAGUGGAGGAUGAGUUUGAUUUGGAAGCUUGUUUAACUGAACCCUUGAGAGACUUCUCAGCCAUGAGCUAACUGCCACCUGGCGGCCAGGAAGAGAAACAGCUCCUCCUCGACUAGGUGGAAGGCUGGCCAGGCACCAAGCAUGUGUGUGCACUUGUACCUGGUGGUUUCUCUGUUAGUAGUCCAUUAUCUCAUGAUGAAUUAUUUUUGCCUUACUUUCUUAAGAAACAUUAAUUUUAUGUAUAGUGAGUAUAUUUUGCAUGUUUUAAAUUGUAAAUGGAGCUAAAUCCAAGAAAGUACUUGAAGCAAUCUUCCAGCGAGCUUAAUUGCGUAAUCCCUGUUGUCCUCCAGGGUAAGCUGACAGGUCUAUUUAACUGGUUUUCCACAGGCAUCUUCAGUUGCUGCUUGUCAGAUGGACUGUUUUGGAUUUAACCAUGUAAUCCAUGGGACCAAUUCAGAGUCAGCUACUUUUAUAGGCAUGAAAGGAUUCUCAGACACCUUUAGUAUCUUUUUGGAAACUUAAUUUUUGGCCUUUUAUCAAUAUGUCAUAACAGCAUUCUAAAGUCAGACAUUGUUAAAUUGAGCUAUUAAACUAAUGGGUUUUAUGUAAGUUAUAUGGUCUUAAUUUGGUACUUGUAAAUAGCACUGGUUAGACUCUAGAAUACUCCAAGAGUUAGGGCAGCAGAGUGGAGUGAUUAGAAAGAACAUUUUAAAACAAUCAGUUAAUUUACCAUGUAAAAUUGCUGUAAAUGAUAAUGUGUACAGAUUUUCUGUUCAAAUAUUCAAUUGUAAACUUCUUGUUAAGACUUAUGUUUCUAUUGCUUUUGUAUGGGAUAUUGCAAAAAUAAAAACAAAAGAACCCUCUUUAA